UGCUCUCUUCCCACAAUGCAACCCAAUCUCAGCGGGAAAGCAAAAUGGCGAACGUGCUACGCUGGGGGAGGACGAGCCGCUUGUAAUUUCCAAAAUAAAAACUAACAAACACAUAUACGAUUGUGCAUCCCGGGACGGCGCGGCGGAGCUGCCGGCGGAGAAAGGAAGCGCGGCGCGGCGGUGGGGGGACGCGCAUUAUCGGUCCAGGCCGAUUGUUUUUAAUAUAUGAAGCGUUUUGACCCUCUUAAGUGACCGAAUGAGAGACACGGCGGAAGCCGAGAACCUGCCUGCCCAUCUGAAAGCGCAUUCCCGCAGCCAGCUGAAGUCAGCCUUGUCUCUGGCCAAGGUCUCAUUUAAGGAUGGGCCAAAGAGCGCCACCAAGCUCGCUAGCAAAUUCGAGGAGGGCCAGGAUGUCCUAGCACGAUGGUCCGAUGGCCUCUAUUAUCUCGGAACAAUCAAAAAGAUAAACAAACACAAGCACCGCUGUUUCGUUGUCUUCGAAGAUCGCUCAAAAUCCUGGGUCCUUUGGAAGGAUAUUCAGACAGGGGCCGGCGGUGGGGGUGGGGCAGAGAUGGUCUGCACCAUUUGCCAGGAGGAGAGUUCCGAGGCUCCUAACGAGAUGGUCAUUUGCGACAACUGCGGCCAAGGUUACCACCAGCUGUGCCACACCCCCAACAUCGACUCCAGCGUGAUUGGCUCCGAUGAGAAGUGGCGAUGUCGGCAGUGCGUGUUUGCCACCACCACGAAGAGGGGAGGCGCGCUGAAGAAGGGGCCCAACGCCAAAGCCUUGCAGGAGAUGAAGCUUUCGCUGCCCUACGCCCUGCAGGACCUGGUGUGGGACCAGGGGCACAAGACCAACCUGCAGCAGUGUUACUGCUACUGCGGGGGCCCUGGGGACUGGUAUCUGAAGAUGCUGCAGUGCAGUCAGUGCAAACAGUGGUUCCAUGAGGCGUGUAUCCAGUGCUUUCAGAAGCCCAUGCUGUUCGGAGACAGGUUCUAUCUAUUUAUUUGUUCAGUUUGCAAUUCUGGACCGGAGUACCUCAAACGUCUUCCCCUGCAGUGGGCAGACGUGGCUCACCUGAGCCUUUACAACCUCAGCGUCAUUCACAAAAAGAAAUACUUUGAUUCGGAGCUGGAACUUAUGACCUACAUCAACGAGAACUGGGACAGAUUACAGCUCGGGGAGCUUGGGGACACUCCUAAAUCAGAGCGAUACGACAGCAUCCUGGAAGCGUUGAAUAGCAAUCACACCAUGUUUAUGUCUGGAAAAGAGAUAAAGAAGAAGAAGCAUCUGUUUGGCCUGCGGAUCCGCUUCCCGCCGGCACCCAAGAACACGGACCUCCAGGCUGAUCGAGAGCCGGAGAAAGCGUCUCAUGAAAUCAAGAUAAAGGGCCGCAAGUCCAGCAAACCCAUCCUGGCGCCCAGUGAGAUGACCAAUGGAGUGGCAAAGAAGGGGAAGAGGAAGCGUCCCGGCCAUUCUCUGGAGACCCUGGCCAAGCUGAGGAGGUCCAGCGAGCUUCUAGCUCAGGAAGACGUUAAGCCCUCAAUGCUGGAGAACAGCCCACUGCACCUACUGGCCCCUAAGAGCAGCAAAACUGAGAAAUCAGCACCUUCUUCAAGUACCUCAGACGUGGAGUCCGUCGGUGCUGUGAGCACCAGUGAAACUACCUCAACCAGCGUCUCCGUGCAGUCCAGCCUGUGUGGCUCCAGCCGGACACGUGCUGGCCGCCUGUGGCCCAUCGCACAGCCCACCCUACGCCGCGGGCGCAGACGGGGGCGGCCUCGCCGAGCCCUGCAGCCCCCCAACCCGGAGAUCCCGCUGGAACCAGAGGCCUCCGCCACUGCCGCUGCUGCUGCCGCUGCCGCUCCCUGCCCCCUGCCGGGGCUCCACACGGACAUUGUGCGAGGGCUGGACCAAGAGUCACAGCUCAGCCACCUGAAGAGUUCCAUCUCCAGCUACUUUGGCGCCGCCGGGCGCAUGGCAUGCGGGGAGAAGUACCGCGUCUUGGCCCGGCGGGUCACCCUCGACGGGAAAGUGCAGUACCUUGUGGAGUGGGAGGGGGUCACUGCCUCAUAAGCUGAACAUGCUGCGUGUUUAUCUGUUUGUAGAGGCCUCCGGGGGGGGGGGGGGGGUGGUAUGGUCUAUUUGUGCCCAGUAAGAUGAUUGAUUUGUCUUAAAUUGUUUCAGGACGUAGUUGUGACAGAUUAACAUUCUGGGGUGAUACCAGCUACGUGAAUGUAAGCCGUGAUGGGAUUUUUGUUCCUUGGACACAGAGGGGGGGUUGUGUUUGACAAAAUUGAACAUGUGCUGCUGUGGACUGGUGUCUAACAUGCCCGGAACACUGUUUUGCUGUCUGAUUAUGCCUUGGGGGGGUGGUAGUUGUUGGUCAAGCCCAUUGAUGUUGCGUUACUCUGAUUGCACAUAACAAACACAGCUUGUUAGAGGGUAAUUUUAAUUUUUUUAUUUUAUUUUUUCCCCCUCCCUUUAAUGCAGAUUUUUAUUCACUCGCAUUGGCAACUGGAACAAGGCAUUGAUUGGUUUUCAUGUCUGAUAGCUAAUGAGUAGCAGUAUUACAGCAUUGUGUAAAUGUCGGUAUUACGCAAAGGAAAAUGACGUUAUCUAACAUGCAGGUAACAGUGAGUUAACUUCAAAGACCUACAUUUUAAGACCUGAGUUGACUUCCCAGUUUAUGCAAAUGUUCACUUGCUACUCACCAUUGUAGCAUUUCGACAUUUCAGAGUUUUGUAUUUUGUUCAUUCGUGUGAACCUGCCAUGAAUGUGGGGAUUGAUAUGCAGUCAGUAUAUGGUCAUUUAUGUAAAUAAUGCUCUUUUUCUGCACUUCUGAAUUGUGAAAUGAAACUUAUUUGACACUUA
This is a messenger RNA of Brienomyrus brachyistius, 2875 nucleotides long. It is a transcript of the gene mtf2, whose product is annotated as metal response element binding transcription factor 2. The transcript is spliced from 15 exons. Lineage: Eukaryota; Metazoa; Chordata; Actinopteri; Osteoglossiformes; Mormyridae. Gene Ontology annotation, biological process: chromatin organization; regulation of DNA-templated transcription. The coding region runs from base 257 to 2077 and encodes 606 amino acids. The record is from RefSeq and is a predicted model, not a curated record. Gene Ontology annotation, molecular function: DNA binding; chromatin binding. Gene Ontology annotation, cellular component: nucleus.